AAUUUCUACAUAACAAUGGCGACCCGAAAGGCGGUAACGAUCGGUCUGUGGCUUUUCUUUGCCGUAAGCUGCAGAGCUGUUUUCCUAAACAUUUUCUCUUCGGAACGGCCUCUGCUUCUUACCAAGUCGAAGCGAGAAACAACUUCAACACCGGGGAUGUUGCGGCUGAUUUUUACCAUCGUUACAAGGACGAUAUCAAGCUGAUGAAGGAGUUGAACAGCGAUGUUUUCCGGAUGUCGAUCUCAUGGUCGAGAAUAUUGCCUCGAGGAGGAAGCCACAAGAACAUGGAGGGAAUCAAGUUCUACAAAAGCCUCAUCAACGAGCUCGUUAAAAAUGGCUUGCAAGUAUCGGUAACUCUAUUCCAUUGGGAUCUACCUCAAGUCCUUGAAGACAAAUACGGUGGCUUUUUGAGCCGUCGAGUCGUCAAGGACUAUAGAAAAUUCGCCAAGAUAUGUUUCCAAGAGUUUGGGGACAAAGUGAAAUUCUGGGCGACGUUCAACGAGCCAAAGGUGUACAGUGUGGCCGGUUACGAUCGAGGCAUCAAGGCUCCGGGAAGAUGCUCCAAAUUCGUAAAUCCCGAGUGCGAGGCAGGUAAUUCCGCCACCGAGCCUUACAUCGUUUCUCAUAACAUUCUUCUCGCCCACGCCGCCGGAGUCCAGGAGUUCAGGAAAUGCAAAAAGUGCCAAAGCAUCAAAGCCAAGAUAGGAAUGGCGCACUCUCCGGUAUGGUACGUUCCAUACAGCAACACUCCUGCUGAUAAAGAAGCCGCCCAACGAGUCCUCGACUUUGAAUAUGGAUGGCACAUGCAUCCAAUGACAUAUGGGGAUUACCCAGAAAGCAUGAAGAAAAUUCUGGGGAAACGAUUGCCUCGGUUCAGCCAUAGCGAAUCUCGGAAGCUCAAGAACUCCUACGAUUAUGUCGGAAUCAAUUACUAUUCUACCAACUACGCAGCCGAUCUCAAGAACGUAGAUCCUACUAAACCAAGAUACACCACUGACGCACAUGCUGACAGGAGAACCGAGAAGAAUGGAGUUCCUAUCGGCCCAACGGCUGCUUCGGCUAACGUCGUGGUUUAUCCAAAGGGUAUGAGAGAAAUAGUGAAGUAUACAAAAGAUCGUUACAAGAAUCCCGUCAUGUACAUCACUGAAAAUGAGAUGACACGCUUAGGAAACCACCUAUGUGAAAGUGAAGUGUGGGCCGCUUCAAGGAGAAUAAUGGUUGGCCAGUUCUCUACGCUUUCAUGA
Molecule: messenger RNA, 1244 nt
Organism: Tarenaya hassleriana
Lineage: Eukaryota; Viridiplantae; Streptophyta; Magnoliopsida; Brassicales; Cleomaceae
Product: beta-glucosidase 30-like
Exons: 12
Coding region: 204-1244 (346 amino acids)
Biological process (GO): carbohydrate metabolic process
Molecular function (GO): beta-glucosidase activity
Source: RefSeq, a predicted model, not a curated record